This is a messenger RNA of Synchiropus splendidus (mandarinfish), 2029 nucleotides long. RefSeq names its product chromatin assembly factor 1, subunit B (gene chaf1b). NCBI's taxonomy places the organism in Eukaryota, Metazoa, Chordata, Actinopteri, Syngnathiformes, Callionymidae. The transcript is spliced from 14 exons. The record is from RefSeq and is a predicted model, not a curated record. Gene Ontology annotation, cellular component: nucleus; CAF-1 complex. The coding region runs from base 255 to 1949 and encodes 564 amino acids. Gene Ontology annotation, molecular function: protein binding. Gene Ontology annotation, biological process: nucleosome assembly; DNA replication-dependent chromatin assembly.
GGUUGGACGCGAAGGUUUUGGCGGCAGGCCUGCUACGUCAUAGCCCCGCCUCUUCCGCGUUUCCCUCCAAUCAGCGUGGUUCGCCAGCCGGAAGUUUUGAAGCGAGCCGUACGCGGGAAUCCACUCCAGGCUCCGGCUGCACCGCAGAGAAGCUCUGUGGCCUUCGCUGAAUCCACUUGGUUCUCCUCCGUCACCGACGAGUGUGACGCUCGAGUCCUACCGGCCGCACCCGUGUCAAACAGCUGCUCAGAAGGAUGAAGGUGGUGACGUGUGAGAUCGCCUGGCACAACAGGGAGCCCAUCUACAGCCUGGACUUCCAGCAGAGCCGCGACAGUCGCCUGUGUCGCCUGGCCACCGCCGGCGUGGACACCACCGUCAGGCUGUGGCGGGUCGACGUCGGGCCGGACGGGAAGGCGGCAGUGGACUUCCUGUCCAACCUGGCGCGACACACCAAGGCCGUCAACGUGGUGCGCUUCAGCCCGAGCGGGGAGCUGCUGGCGUCGGGAGGAGACGACGCAGCGAUCCUUCUGUGGAAGCUGAACGACUCGAAGGAGCCGGAGCAGACUCCCGGGUUCCAGGAGGAGGAGGACGCCCAGCUGAACAAAGAGAGCUGGACGGUGGUGAAGACGCUGAGGGGUCACAUCGAGGACGUGUACGACAUCUGCUGGACCCGCGAUGGAAACCUGAUGGUGUCUGGCUCGGUGGACAACACCGCCAUCAUGUGGGACGUCAACAAAGGUCAGAAGCUGUCCAUCCUGAACGACCACAAGAGCUACGUGCAGGGCGUGAGCUGGGACCCUCUGGGCCAGUACGUGGCCACGCUCAGCUGCGACAGGGUCAUGCGCGUGUACAGCACUCACACCAAGAAGAAGGUCUCCAGCACCAGCAAGCUGUCGUCCGGCUCGCCUGCGGAGGGAGAGGUCAAGCAGCACAGGAUGUUCCACGAUGACAGCAUGCGCUCCUUCUUCCGACGUCUCUCCUUCACACCAGACGGGUCCUUCCUGCUGGCUCCAGCGGGCUGCGUGGAGGUCGGGGAGAACAUCAUCAACACCACCUACGUCUUCUCCAGGAAGAGCCUCAAAAGGCCGCUGGCUCACCUGCCGUGCCCCGGCAAGGUCACCCUGGCGGUGCGCUGUUGUCCCGUCUACUUCGAGCUGAGGAGCAGGACAGGAGAAGACGGCUGCAGCCAGAACGUGCUCCAGCUCCCGUACCGCAUGGUGUUCGCUGUGGCCUCGGAGGACUCGGUGCUGCUGUACGACACGCAGCAGACGCUGCCCUUCGGCCUGGUGUCCAACAUCCACUACCACACGCUCAGCGACCUCAGCUGGUCUGGGGACGGCAGCUUCCUGGCCGUGUCGUCCACGGACGGCUACUGCUCCUUCCUGUCCUUCGCCCCCGGCGAGCUGGGGACGCCGCUGAAGGAGCCGCCCGCCCUGGAGCUCUUCACGCCCGUCACUGCUGUGGAGAAGAAGCCCCGGAGGGCCCCCAAGACCUCGCCCCCUGCGGUGCCCCGGCCCAGCCUGGCCAGAGACGCCACGCCGGAGGAGAAGCUGACGCCGGGCACCAAGGCCCGACCGCAGCCUCGGAAGGUGGCCCUCAACACACUGGAGGCCUGGGGCCGGCCGCAGAGCUCCAGCGCCCCCUCCACACCCAACUCCUGCAGACUCCAGCCGCGGGGGCCCCCCCUCACCCCCACCUCCCCCGGCAACUGCUCCAACAGCCCUGCGCCCAGAACCCCCAAGAGCACCCCCAAAGCUCCUGUUCCCAGGCGAGUGUCCCUGACUCCUGUUGCCUCCCACUCCGUGGCGUCCCUCUUCAAGACCCCCUCCUCCACAGAGAAGGCCAAACACGAGCGACCGUCUCCUCCCUCCGACCCGGUCCUCCAGCCUCCAGAGUCCAAGCGACCCAAGACGGGUGACGCCGGCGAGAAGGGCGGCGAGCGCAGCUGACGACCUGCUGCUGUCCAGCCACAAACAAGAGAGUGUUUUGGAAACGUGUGAAUGUCUAUAAAUCUGUUUGGUAUUAAAGU